Messenger RNA from Hemibagrus wyckioides, 1193 nucleotides. It is a transcript of the gene npm3, whose product is annotated as nucleophosmin/nucleoplasmin, 3. Gene Ontology annotation, cellular component: nucleoplasm; cytoplasm; nucleolus. The transcript is spliced from 5 exons. Gene Ontology annotation, biological process: chromatin remodeling. The record is from RefSeq and is a predicted model, not a curated record. The coding region runs from base 104 to 574 and encodes 156 amino acids. Gene Ontology annotation, molecular function: histone binding; chromatin binding; RNA binding. Lineage: Eukaryota; Metazoa; Chordata; Actinopteri; Siluriformes; Bagridae.
GCGACGGGAUUAGUGUACUCGUCACAUGUUUUGAAGCUCGCUUGAAAAAUUUGAAGAUUUCUUAAGGCACAGUCCAGUCGAAUUGUUGGUUUACUGAAAAAUCAUGGCGUUUUUAGAGGACGAGAGCCUAAGCAGUCUGACCGGUGCACAUUCACGACUGGAAAGUUAUGUUUUUAGCUGUGAAUUAUCCUCUGAAGUGCCCUUCUACACCUUUCAAGGCGACGAGGAAGAGGACUUGGAGCAUUUUUUAGAACUUCGUACGAUCUGCCUUGGCGAAGGAGCUAAAGAGGAGAACAAUGUAGUGGAGGUGACCGCCAUGAAUCACAGAGGGAAGAAGAUUUCAGUGCCUGUAGCAAAUCUCCACAUAUCUUGUCUUCCCAUGGUAAGCCUGGGAGAAUUUGAGUUGAUGGCACCUGUAACACUACGCCUCAAAUCGGGAACUGGGCCAGUGACGGUUAGUGGAUUACAUCUAGUUGCUUCAGACAACGAAGAGCCAGAAGCAUCUGAUGAAGAUGAUGAGUCUGAGGAAGAAAUGCCCCCCAUUAAGCCGGCUAAAAAGAAGCAGAAACUGUAGAGUCAACAGUGUAUGAAUUUUUCAGUAAAUUUUAUACAAUUUAAUGUUCUAUAAAUUGUUUUCAAUACAACUACAAUGGACUGCAGAGCAAAAAAAAAAAAAAAUUGUGAAGCUUGAAUAUUUUUUAAAAGAAUUGUGUGGGCCAGCUCCAUGUACAUUUUGUGCAUAAUGUGAAGUGUUUUAACAGUUAACCCGUUACCGUCUGAAAUGCUUUGUUUGUGUAAUACAAGCGGUUUGUGCUUGUCUUUUUAAGAUACAUGGCAUUUUGGAACAAAACUGUAUUUCAUUGUGUUAAAAUGUUUACUGUUUUUCAUUUGGUGAGGGACAGUUAAUGGUUCACUAAAGGAAUAUGCUUUCAUAUUGUUGGAUUAUUAAUUAGCCUUAAGGACAUUCACCAGCACUGUUUCCUAUAGCUGUGCAUGCGUGAUUUUUGUUUUUAUAUAUAUAUAUAAUUAUUUUUUUGAAUGUGGUUUUCAUGGUGCGUAUUAGUGUUUUGUUGAAACACAAAGGACUGCCAUGGUUGACUUAUUUGUACAUUUAUAGGUUUUCUGAAGUCUGUAGCAACAGAUUACUUUUCAUGCUCUGUUUAAAAACGAACAAUGUUUACCACUUCUCAUUA